Balaenoptera ricei (Rice's whale) is the source of this 885-nucleotide messenger RNA. Its product is annotated as zinc finger protein OZF-like. The transcript has a single exon. Bases 213 to 812 code for a protein of 199 amino acids. The record is from RefSeq and is a predicted model, not a curated record. Gene Ontology annotation, cellular component: nucleus. Lineage: Eukaryota; Metazoa; Chordata; Mammalia; Artiodactyla; Balaenopteridae.
AUUUAGAGUUGAAGAGAAAGCUUUGAAGGUACUAAGUAUGAUAAAGUUUUCUCUUGAACCUUAUCUCUUACUCUGCAUUUGAAAGGUCAUACACAGAGAAGCCCUACAAAUGUAAGAAAUGUGGAAAUGCCUUCAGCUAAAAGUAAAUUCUCAUUCAUCAAAAAAUUCAUACUGGAGAGAAAUCUUGUGAAUGUGGGAAAGCUUCCAUUCAGAUGUCACACCUCAGUCAGCAGAGAAUUUGUAGUGGGGAAAACCCCUUUGCCUGUAAGGUAUGUGGGAAAGUGUUCAGCCACAAAUCAACUCUCACUGAGCAUAAGCAUUUUCAUAAUAGAGAGAAACCUUUUGAAUGUAAUGAAUGUGGAAAAGCAUUCAGCCAAAAGCAGUAUGUUAUUAAACAUCAAAAUACCCAUACUGGAGAGAAGCUUUUUGAAUGUAAUGAAUGUGGAAAAUCCUUCAGCCAGAAGGAAAACCUUCUUACCCAUCAGAAAAUUCACACUGGAGAGAAACCUUUUGAGUGUAAGGAUUGUGGGAAAACUUUCAUUCAGAAGUCGAACCUCAUCAGACACCAGAGAACUCACACCGGAGAAAAGCCCUUUGUAUGUAAGGAGUGUGGGAAAACCUUCAGUGGCAAGUCAAACCUUACUGAGCAUGAAAAAAUUCAUAUUGGAGAGAAACCCUUUAAGUGUAGUGAAUGUGGAACAGCUUUUGGUCAGAAGAAGUACCUCAUAAAACAUCAAAAUAUUCACACUGGAGAGAAACCCUAUGAACGUAAUGAAUGUGGAAAAGCCUUCUCUCAGCAAACGUCACUGUGAGAAUUCAUUCAGGAGAUAAGCCUUAUGAAUGCAAUGUAUGUGGAAAAGGCUUCUCUCAAAGUUCAUCUCUUAU